GGUUUGGGGCGGGGAAGCAGCUCAGGGCCUGAGAUCCUGCUCUUGGGCGUCAGAAAAGGAGACAGCUCAUUUUGGGAAGUCUCAGGGGCUGGCUAAGCUGAGUACUCUUGUGUCCAGGAGCAAUCUCCUCCAGAGAGCUGGUUGGAAACUGGGACUUCUGGACUUGAGAUCUCUCUGCCUCCUGCAAGGCAGCUCUGUAGGUGCAGGUCCCAGCCUGCCGAGGACCAAGGCCUGGCCCAAGCAGGGAGCCUGAAGCCAGAGGGAAUGGCCCCUGAGAGCUGCAGACCCCCACCCCAGGAGCUGGUGACCUUCAAGGAUGUGGCUGUGGACUUCAGCCCAGAGGAGUGGGGUCUGUUGGACCCAGAUCAGAAAGAGCUGCACAAGGAGGUCAUGCUGGAGAAUGCUGAGAACUUGCUCUCCCUGGGACUUCCAGUUCCCAGAGAAGAUUUCAUCUCCCAUGUGGAAAGAGGAGGCCUGAGGAACUCCUGUUCUGAUGCAGACACGUGGUUUGAUAUGAAGGAGAUGAGUGCAAAUCUGAAAAUGAUCUCAUGGAAAGACUUUUUUCAAUAUCGUGAAUACAGGGUUGUUCUUGCUAAGCAGAAAAGAAUCCUUACUGGAAAGGAACAUUGUGAGUGGAAUACACACAAAAAAACUCUAAGAAAGAGUUCCAGUGUUGCUAAAGAUAAAAAUAUACAUCCUAAAAAGAAAACACCUGAGUGUCAUGAAUGUGAUAAAGCUUGUCUUGUACUCUCUUCUCUUGCCAAGCAUCAGAGAAUCCAUGCUGGAGAGAAACCUUAUGAAUGUAAGAAACAUGGAAAGACUCUGAGAGAGCGAUCUACUCCUGUUAAACAAGAGAGAAUUCACACAGAAAAACAAUCUUAUAUAUGUAAUCAAUGUGGAAAGGAUUUCCAGUGUUAUUCCAACUUGGCUCAACAUCAGAGAAUCCACACUGGAGAGAAGCCUUAUGAAUGUAAUGAAUGUGGAAAGGCUUUCACAAAGCUCUCUUCCCUUGAUGCACAUCAGAGAAUCCACACUGGAGAGAAGCCUUAUGAAUGUAACGAAUGUGGAAAGACUUUCACCUAUCAUUCCAGUCUUGCUGUCCAUCAGAGAAUCCACACUGGAGAAAAACCUUAUGAAUGUAAUCAGUGUGGAAAGAGUUUCAGAUGCAAUUCUAAACUUGCUGUCCAUCACAGAAUCCACACUGGAGAGAAGCUUUAUAAAUGUAAUGAAUGUGGAAAGGCUUUCACAGAUUGCUCCAGUCUUGCUGUCCAUCAGAGAAUUCACACUGGAGAAAAACCUUAUGAAUGUAAUCAGUGUGGAAAGAGUUUCAGAUGCAAUUCUAAACUUGCUGUCCAUCACAGAAUCCACACUGGAGAGAAGCUUUAUAAAUGUAAUGAAUGUGGAAAGGCUUUCACAUAUCGCUCCAGUCUUGCUGAUCAUCAGAGAAUCCAUACUGGAGAGAAGCCUUAUGAAUGUAAUGACUGUGGAAAGGCCUUCAUAUAUCAUUCCCGUCUUGCUGUCCAUCAGAGAAUCCACACUGGAGAGAAGCCUUAUGAAUGUAAGCAAUGUAGAAAGGCUUUCAUAUAUCGCUCCUACCUUGAAGUACAUCAGAGAAUCCAUACUGGAGAGAAGCCUUAUGAAUGUAAUGAAUGUGGAAAGGCUUUCAUAGAUCGCUCCUCCCUUGAUGUACAUCAGAGAAUCCACACUGGAGAGAAGCCUUAUGAAUGUAAUGAAUGUGGAAAGGCUUUCACACAGCGCAGCAGUCUUACUUCUCAUCAGAGAAUUCACACUGGAGAGAAGCCUUAUGAAUGUAAUGACUGUGGAAAAGCUUUCACACAACGCAGCAAUCUUACUUCCCAUCAGAGAAUUCACACUGGAGAGAAGCCUUAUGAAUGUAAUGACUGUGGAAAAACUUUCACAUGGCGCAGCCAUCUUACUUCCCAUCAGAGAAUCCACACUGGAGAUCAGCCUUAUGAAGGUAAUGACUUUGGAAAGAUUUUCUCACAGUGCAAAAAUCUUGGUAAGCAUGAGAAAAUCCACAUUGGACAUAAUUCUCAUGAAUAUGCAAACCUUCAGGCAAAGCUCAAAUCUUGCUUAACAAUAGAGAAUGCACCUUAGAGAAAAACUUUUGAGUAUCUGGAUCAUGGUACAGGUUUUAAUAGAUAUUUGUUCCUGACUAGACAUGGAAGAUCCCAGAUCCCAUACUAGAUGUAAAGCCUCAUUCAUAUAAUCCACGUGGAAAAACAUCAGGCUUACUUCAUCCCUGAAUUGCCUCCAGAAAAUUCCUAGAAGAUUGAAAUCAUGGAAAAAAGGCAUAAAAAUGGAGGAUAGACCUUGUUAAUCAGCAUGGAUUUUCUGCUUGGAACAAAUCUCCUAUGGACUUGGAACAGGAAGGUCUUUAGCCCAGGUUCAAUUCUGAGUUUACAUGUGAGGAUACUGAGUGGAGAGAAGACUUACAAAUGUGUAGAAAGAAUACUUGCCCUUACCUACAAGAUUUGGGUCACUAGAAAUCACAAUAUUCACACUAGAAAGAAACAUUAUACAAAACGUGUUUGCAGAAAGGCUGGAUCUCAUCCUUUGUGUAGAAAUCUUGCUGCAUAUGAAACAUGUGAAUAUAAUGAAUGAGGGAGGGCCUCUUCCUACAACACAGAUCUCAUUAGAUAUUGCAAUUUUAUACUUUGUAUAAAGGUCGGAAAAAAGAUUGGAGUUUUUCUCUGAAAUCCCAAGAUUGGUGUCCAAAGAAGGGUUUCCAUUUUCACCUUGUCUUGCUGAAUUGUAUCAGGUGGGUUCAUGGGGAAGUGAGGCCUUUUCAGAAAGCUGACCCUCAGAGGAGUGCCAUAGUUUAAGGCAGAAAUUCCAGAAAUUCUCUCCCACUUGUGCCCUUCCUUAGUCUUACACGAACCACUUUGCCACAUCAGCAAGUUUUGUAAUGUAUAGUUACUAUUCUUAAGUGGAAUGGGUUCUUAUGACAUAUUGUGAUCCCUGAUAGAAAAUCCAGGAUAUCUGGAGUCCACUGUGUGGUAAAAUUGCUCAGUCCAGAAUGUAAAAAAUCCUGCUCCAUCUCCUAUAUUUUGCCUCCCUUUGCUAGACUGCACUAAUUGAGGUGAUACCCCAUUCCUGCAGAAAUAGAAUCAACCGCUUUCUGUUCUGACUAUGAGAAACGUCUAUUUGAAGUAUUUUGGUUGGUCAUUGUCUCACAUGGUAUGAGCUCCCAAAAAAAGGCCUUAAGUAAAGCACAGCUCAGGAAUUCCUGAUAACCUUCAGGUAUUUUCAGGUUGAAAAGCAUUUCUAUCAAUUAAAGUGGACUCAUGGUUUUCCCUUUUACACUGAUUUUGCUCUCCCAACAGGAUUCACAAAGCAAUGUGUGUUAAAAACAAAUUAAAUAGGUUUUUUAAAACAGAAAAAAAACUAUCAAUUUAACAGAGUGCUGGAGGCAAUUCUGGAAAAUCGAGCUCAGUCUCAAGUUUCACAGGGGUAAUGUUGCUUGCAAACGGCCAAAAAUCUAUGCUGAACAAAAUUAGGGACUGGGUAUUACUGUAGUCAGGUUCAUUAUGAGGACUUUUCCUCCCAUGAUCAGCCCUAUAGUACUUCAGGAUUUGUGAGUCAUUGCUAAUCAGCACAAAAGGGCUAACCAUUGGGAAACAGGAAGCUCAGAAAGCAGAGCUAAGCAGCAGCCAAGGUCUAGGUGUCCUUGAGGGCUUAAAUGCUGCCAAGAUCGAAUUGAGCAAAUAAAAAGUGACAAAGGUACUCACCAGCAGGAGGAUCAUUGGGGUGGUUCUAGUAUCUGGGGAGAAAUCUGUCAGAGUAAAGCUGUUGGACGCUCUUGUGUUUGUACAAGAGGUAAAGCUUGUAGCCAUUGGUAAAGCUGAUGAAGGUCAUACACACAGCAUCAGGCAGGGAGAACACAACUGCAUAAAGCGGGACACUAAUAGGAGUCACAGUAAUUGAUCAUAACCUGCAUUCUUUUGUUUCUGAGAUGUUUCUAGUGCUCUUGGUCCUUUAAGUUUUUCAAGUAUAAUAAUAUUUUGCAGCAUGGGGAAAAUUCAGCAGAGGAAAAUAGAAGGGAUUAUGUAUUUUAGGAUUCUAGUUUUAAGUUUUGUGAAUCUAGGGUUCUGGGGAAAGAUGAUGAUGGCCUGCUGUGGUGGUUUUCCUGGAGGCAGCCUUAGUCUCAGUUGAAAUAAAUAAUUACUCCAAAAUCGCAGCCA
Molecule: messenger RNA, 4205 nt
Organism: Sarcophilus harrisii (Tasmanian devil)
Lineage: Eukaryota; Metazoa; Chordata; Mammalia; Dasyuromorphia; Dasyuridae
Product: zinc finger protein 883-like
Exons: 5
Coding region: 265-2118 (617 amino acids)
Biological process (GO): regulation of transcription by RNA polymerase II
Molecular function (GO): DNA-binding transcription factor activity; RNA polymerase II cis-regulatory region sequence-specific DNA binding
Source: RefSeq, a predicted model, not a curated record